AAGCCACCAGCAGCCACCGCAGCGGGCGUCAUCGGAGGAGUGGAUGGCUGGGAAAAAAAAGAAAAAGUGACAGUCCUGUCUCAGAAUUCCCCUUUAAUCCCAGCACUGAAAUCUGAGGAUUUACUUCACCUUUUCACAAGAAACGAAGCUCCACCCACAGCAUCGUGUCUCUCCCUGUGGAGCAGCUCUAAGUUACUUCUCCGGGAAGAAAAACAUUUAAAGGAGGAUACAGAUCCUUUUAGAGCAUCUGGUCAAAACGGCCGCACGCAUGAGAGGAUGUAGAGGACGAGACUAUGGUUAGAAGGUCGUGAUGGUCGUACCCUGCACUGAGUAUGGAGAGGCACAGGCGCCUGUCCUCCUGGGGCUGUGGGAGUAUGUGAAGAGCGGACAGGAGGACGUGCUCCGCUCACCGUACCUGCCCGCGUCUUUUGCGUUCCUGGCGCACGUGCUGCUCUGCGUACCUUUCCUCGCGCUGGAUGCGCUGGGGAGCGUCUGUCAGCGGGUUCGGUCAUGGAGGAUGACCGCGGGCUCGGGUCCGCCGCCGUCUCUGAGCCGAUGGUUAGAGUGUUUCUGCAGGGUUUUGUAUAAAUACGUGACCGUGGUCCUGCCCGUCACUGCGCUCUUCAACACCCUAAUAAACCUCAAGUUACCUGAUGUGGCCCCCAGCUGCUGGCAGCUCUGCGUGGAGGUGGUGGCAUGCCUGCUGCUUUUUGACAUGCUCUUCUUCAUGUGGCACUACGUCAUGCACAGAGUUUCCUGGCUGUACCGCAACAUCCACCAGAUGCACCACCAGCACCACACUCCCUUCGCUCUGGCAGCUCAGGACUGCAGCUCGGCCGAGCUCUUGUCUCUACUGUUGCUGUCUCUGAGCAGCGCCUGGAUGGUGGGAUGUCACCCUCUCAGCGAGGCCCUCUUCCACCUCAUCAACACCUGGCUUGCCGUGGAGGACCACUGCGGCUACGACCUGCCCUGGGCUCUGCACAGACUGCUGCCCUGUCUGGGAGGAGCCCCCCACCACCACGCACACCACAGUUUGCAAAUCAUAAAUUACGCCCCUUUCUUCACGCACUGGGACCACCUCUUUGGGACGUAUCGCGCAUCGGUGCUGAAUUCACGUCCACAGUGACAAGCCUGUUGCAUUUUUUUUUUCUCAGAUUCAAUGAAGGAUGUUAUCUUUUGGCUGAUGUUAACGUGUAAUCUCACUAUUCGCUCAUUUAUUACUACACAUGUCGCAAUCAAUAAUACAAUACAAUCACAACUGAUACUUUAUGUAUGUAACCACUGUAUCGUAGGCUGUAAGUGAAGACCCCCAGCAUUUUCACCUUUGUCGCCAGAGCUUUCAGGGACUGUCAGAGACUGGAGCUGAUUGUGAAACUAAGCACCACCGGAUGCUGACUACUCCAGCCGGUGUACCCUGAUUCAUCCUUCUUUAUGACUCAAUCACAUACAAAAUGAGCUGGGUCAGUAAAGUCAUCAAGAAAGCAUUUGCUCUGGUUACAGAGCAAUGGAGCCAAAGACUGUUUACAGACACUGUGCCAUGCAACUACAAGUCUUUAUGCAACAAGAGGAGCCUGCCCCCUGCUGGCUUGUUUCAGAACUUAUAAACUGAGCUAUGGACAGGAAAUCAGAUCACCUUUACCUUGGGGAAAAAAACAAUGAGCCAUUGUAGUUAUGCUGAAGCGAGACAUGUUUCAUGCAACUGAAAAUGCACCCCACCCCCACCCCCACAUAUUCUCAUAAACUCAGAGUGACUUUGUUACUUUGGAGGAGUGAAUCCGAAACAAAGACCUGUUUAUACAACCCAGUACAGUGAAUCUCAUUUUACAGUUCAUCAAUUUAAUACUUUAAGCUCGGGCUUUUUAAUGUGGCCAGUAUAUUGUUAUUGUACAGCGGAUAACAAUCACGGCGAGGAGAUCUGGACACAUUUCAGAUCCCCCACAUCCAAAACAGAAAACUUAAUUAAAAACUAAACUGAAACAAGUAAACCAGUCCAGGCAGAGCAAAUUCAAGUGCAAGCUUUGUUUUUUGAACUCUAAAUGCAUUUAGACUGAAAAUCUUUAGACAGAUCAGCUAUUUUGUGAGGAAAAGGUAUAUAUUUUAAGUAGGCUUAGUUAGACACCUAUAUAUUUUAUUUUUCCUGUUACAUUCAGGACCUGUUUAUGAGUGAUUGUAAAGUUGUGUUGGAAAUCUGCCCGACUGCUGUAGUGAAUGAAAGCAGGACACAGACCGGGGUUUUUUGCCUCAGGCUCAUGUUUCCACCGUGCUGCUGCGGUUAGUCAUUUGUAUAGCACAUUUUGAGCCUUUCAGUAAUCAGUUAUAUGCUCUGCUAACACGGUUCCUUGGUGCCUACAGUGGGGCAAAAAAGUAUUUAGUCAGCCACCGAUUGUGCAAGUUCCCCCACUUAAAAUGAUGACAGAG
Molecule: messenger RNA, 2418 nt
Organism: Maylandia zebra (zebra mbuna)
Lineage: Eukaryota; Metazoa; Chordata; Actinopteri; Cichliformes; Cichlidae
Gene: ch25hl3
Product: cholesterol 25-hydroxylase like 3
Biological process (GO): lipid biosynthetic process
Molecular function (GO): iron ion binding; oxidoreductase activity
Source: RefSeq, a predicted model, not a curated record